GUUCUCCAUUCAGACUGAGUUUGGCGUCAGUGAACGUCAGCAGCAGCAGCUAGCGUUAGCUUAGCCAACUUUGAGCUUUGUUGCUACCUGUUGCUAGCUAGUCAAUAUAACGGCACUAACAUGUAAACAAACCAGACAGAGAAUCUGUAAAUGAGUCGAGCGUUUGUUUAUUCACUUAUAUCGCUGUAACCGGGUCUGUACUGAUGUAUUGAACAUGUCGGUGGUGACAGUGCAGUUAGGACAGUGCGGGAAUCAAAUCGGAACCGAACUGUUCAGCACUCUGUAUGAAGACUCCGCCGCGGCUCGUGCUAAAUCCUACCAGCACUGCAGCCACGAGAGCUUCUUCAGCCAGAGCUCAGAUGGAGUGCUGGUGGCACGUUCCGUUCUCAUCGACAUGGAGCCUAAAGUUAUUACACAAGCGAUAGCAAAGGCAUCAAAAUCUGGAAAAUGGAGAUAUGGGGACAAAUCCCAGUUCUGUCAAAAGCAAGGAUCUGGAAACAACUGGGCAAAUGGUUACUGCGUUCAUGGCCCUCGGCACAAGGACGCCGUUGAGGAUCUUUUGCGGCGGGAAGUGGAACGCUGUGAUCGCCUGGCAGGAAUCUUCACCAUGAUGAGUGUGGCAGGAGGUACAGGUUCUGGAGUUGGCACCUAUGUCACACAGUGUUUACGGGACAUGUAUCCUCACUCGUUUAUUCUUAACCACCUCACGUGGCCCUAUGGAACAGGAGAGGUGAUCCUACAGAACUACAACUCUGUUCUCACUCUGUCACGCCUAUACUCAUUAUCUGAUGCCCUCAUAGUACACGAGAAUGACACAGUCCAUAAAAUCUGCAGCCAGCUGAUGAACAUCAAGCAUAUCUCCAUCGCUGAUGUCAAUAAGGUGAUCGCCCAUCAACUGGGCAGCGUUCUGCAGCCUGCAUAUACUACAGACUCGCCUGCUUACUACAGCAGAAAUCCUAUAGGUGAACUGCUGAACUCUGUUGUGUGUCAUCCCGAAUACAAACUGCUCAGCCUGUUAAACAUUCCUCAGAUGUCUCAAACGUCUCUCGCCUACAGUGCCUACACCUGGCCCGGAUUGCUCAAGCACUUGAGACAAAUGCUCAUUGCUAAUGCCAGGAUGGAGGAAGGUAUUGACUGGAAAGUGCGUGUGCCAAUGAAUCAACCCGAAGGCGCGAGAACCAAGCAAAUAACUUUUAACAAAUCGCUUUCUAAUCUACUAAUACUGCGUGGGAAGGAUAUUUUAUCUGCUGAUACAGGUGCUUUUAAGGAGCCUGGAAUCUACGUGCCAUGGGUUCCAACAGAUGGCACAUUUAGCAUGUGGCACUCUCCUGUGCCAUUCAACAGCUAUGAGAAGUUGGCAACUUUAGUUAGCAACAGCCAGUCACUGCUAAACCCUAUGGACAAUAUUGUUAAGAAGGCUUGGAACAUGUUUACAUCAAGAGCCUAUAUUCAUCAGUAUACUAAAUUUGGAAUUUCAGAAGAAGAUUUUCUUGACAGUUUCACCAUGCUGGAACAGCUUAUCUCCAGCUACACACAUCUUUGAUGCUACCUCAUCUCCAGAAAUUGCACAUUGUUCAGAACGAUUCAAGUCCUGAACUGAAAACUUGAGUUGUAAAUGAGUUAACCUCAUGGAUGGACAAUAGUGAAUAAAUGGAUGAUGUUGGGACCAAAUGUAUCACAAUGCAGAGACUCACUCAGUACCACUAUUAAACUAAGCUAAAGUGAUGUUUUAGCUUGAAGACCAAUGACACCAGGUUCUAAUUUAAUUUAAGCUUUGUAUGCUGGUAGGGCCCAAAUUUGUAUCCCAGAUUCAUUUUGGAAUGUUAAAUUCUAUUAACCCAAUUGAAAAUGUAUUUUGGACUGUAGGUAAAAUGCAAGUAAAAACAAAAGCAGUUAAUUUUAAGCUGUGUUUACAGGUAUUUAAUUACAAACAGCACAAACAUAUUUAAUGGUCUGAGCAAGGUUGGGUGGUUUACCACUUGGUAAAAAAACUGCAAAAACAGGCCAGUUUCAGAAAACAGUUUCAGAAAAUUUGUCAAUGCACGAUAGAAACAGAUUUAGGAAUUUUGCUAUCUACAGUCCAUAAAAUGAUUAAAAGAUUUAGAAAAUCUAAAGAAAUCUUUGUGUGUAAGAUCUGACAACCCAUCAAUUUGAAUAACUUGGUGCUAAGGCUUGUGUGUGAGAUCUGUAUUCUACUGGGCUAUGUCUAAAAAAAAAAAACUUGAGUAAAUAGAAGGGCUGUUUAUUUUUCUCUGGUGUGUUUUGUAGGUUGGAUAAUGUAUUUUUUAAAUAAACUGCUUUACAAAAAGUGUUUUUUUUUUUUUUUAAUUCCUUCUGUGUAAUACGAGUUUGGAAAAUUUUCCACACUGCUGUAAUUGUUACUGGUUUAAAAAUGAUUUUUUUGUAGGAUAUUUAAGUCCCGUUUUCUCGAUUUCCCAAUUUCUGAUUGUUGGUGUCCACAAACAUUUGGUCAUGUAGAGUGUAUUAAAAAAAAAAAAGA
This is a messenger RNA of Trichomycterus rosablanca, 2500 nucleotides long. RefSeq names its product tubulin, delta 1 (gene tubd1). Gene Ontology annotation, biological process: microtubule cytoskeleton organization; mitotic cell cycle. Gene Ontology annotation, molecular function: GTP binding; structural constituent of cytoskeleton. The coding region runs from base 215 to 1543 and encodes 442 amino acids. Gene Ontology annotation, cellular component: microtubule; cytoplasm. The transcript has 8 exons. Lineage: Eukaryota; Metazoa; Chordata; Actinopteri; Siluriformes; Trichomycteridae. The record is from RefSeq and is a predicted model, not a curated record.